UGUGGCCAGGGAGCGGAGCGGAUCCUGGUCGAGGCCGAGGGACUGGAAGCGGCUCCGGGAAUGGAAACUAUAGCAACGGUAAUGAAAGCAAGAGGACAAUGAUGGUUGAGCAGGUAUACAGACUUUGUGGCAGCAAUUUGGGUGUUUGUCUAUCUAACCCAAUUUACAGCUGAUUACACCUGUGUAUAGAUACGGUUGCCAUGGAAACUGACAGCAAUGAAGAGACAGCUGGAACAAAGCCUUUGUCUCCAGGCCAUGGGGAACUUGCCAGAGGGAACCAGAUCCAGGGAGCAGCUGUGCAUGCAUCAUCAGAGUGUACUAAUACCACUGAUGCUGAACAGUCUUCUGGGAAGCUUAAGAAAACGGCAUUGAAACUGUUUGGAGGAAGGAAGAACAUUUGCACACUACCUAGCUUUUUCACAAUAAAGAACAAAGGACAAGUGAAAGGACUGUCCAAAAAGGGAAUCGCCAAAAGCAAAACUCACAGUGGCAUAAGUGAAGUAGUGUUGGAUAUCAACCAGAAAGAAAGCCCUGAUACUGGAUGGAGUGGAUAUACUGAUUCACCUAGUUCUAACUCUGCUGCAGCAAGAACAUUAUGUGGCUCUAAAAGUGAGCACUCGGCACUUGAUAACAAUGUAAACUCUAAUCUCCGUAAAGGUGAAUCACUACAAUCAGAGAACUCUGAAUGGUUUGCUCAGAAACAGAGCGCAGACAAGCUCUCGAGUGUGCGAAGGUCAAAGAAGGGACUAAGGGGUCUGUUUAGCAGUAUCAGGCGUCACAAAAAGAACAAAGCUGUUGAUCCUGCUAAAGGAAAUCCAUUGGACAGCAACUGUGCUGCUGCUGAUUUUGCACAUAUGGAACAAAUGACAGCAGGAGGGGAAGGUGUGUGUGCUGAAUUUAAAAGGGGCAUGGGCGAGCUAGAUUUAAAGUCUGCAUGUAAAAUGAACCAUUCGGUGACCGGUGAUUCAAUCGAUAAAACUUUGACCACAAAUAGUACAAAUUCUUCAUUUGAAUCAUGUGCCAUUAAAAUAGAAAAUUCAUUGAAAAAUAAAAGAUGUGAUUUUGAGACCUCUUGUGCAGAGGUAAGGAAAGCCAGUCCAGUUGAAAUUAAGACAUUAAAUGGGAAGGCGGGUGGUGUUAUUCUUAACAUGGACACUAGUUUUGGUAGCAUGCCAGAUAUUGUAAAACCUAAAUGCCUAGACCAUGAUCCACCUUCAGUACAUUCUUUUGAUCACAUCAACUUAAUUUUUGGUGAUGUCACCUCGCUGAAGAGCUUUGAUUCCCUGACAGGAUGUGGGGACAUUACUGCUGACCAUGAUGAUGAUAGCAUUGCUGAAAGUACAGUGUCUGGUGAGAGGGGCAGAACAGCUGGGAAGCGAAGCUCAUGUUUGGUCACCUACCAGGGUGGUGGGGAAGAAAUGGCAACUCCAGAUGAGGUGGAUGAUGAAUACCUUAAAGCAUUGUGGAUGAAAGCAACAGGAGCAACUGUAGUCUACGAUAGCAAUCAGAGUAUAGCAGAGGAUGGAGGUGAGUGUCCAAGAUCGCCCAGCGAUGUUGAACCCUCUGCCUUGCAUAUCAGUCUCACAGAUCCUUGUGCUCUGAGGGCGACUGCUGAUAGUGCAAUCAACAGCAGUGAACUGGUGACACCUCAGAGUGACCACCAAGAAUCGGCACCAAAUAGCGAUGAAGGUUAUUAUGACUCUACAACUCCAGGACAUGAUGAGGAAGAGGGAGAUAGCAUCAGCCAAAGCAAAAAUGAACGGCUUCCAAGGGAUAGCUAUAGUGGGGAUGCUUUGUAUGAGCUCUUUGUUGAGCAGAACGAUAGUCUCAUGAAUUCCCCUCCCAAUGACGAAAAGUUUUUAGAAACAAAGUCUCCUUCUUUGGGAAUCUCUUUGACAGGUAUUUUAAAUUUUCCUGUGCCAGGGGAUGUAAAUGUUUCUCAUAUUCCAAACAAGCAAAAUAUUCUGCUUCCUUCAGGCCAAGACAAAUUUGAUUUUAUUCAAGAAGAUGGAAUCAGAUUAGCUCACUUGCAGCAGCUGACUUGUUGGGAACCAUGUGGAAUGACAGCACUUGAAAAAGGCCUGGCCUUUCAAGGAAAGGACAUGUUCUUUGGUGAUGUACGCAAUACUGAACUUAAUAACGUUGCUGCAAAAGCUGACAAUAUUAUUGUCAAAAGCCAACAAGAUGGUGUGAGCACAGAGCCACUUGUUUCAUAUUGUCUGAGCAGAAGUGGGAAGGUGAAAGAUGAUUACUUGACAAAUGUGGCUGAUGAGCAGAAUUGGACAGAUCUUCAGGGAUCUAGCUGUUUAAAAGAAGCCAAUAAUAAAUACAUGGUGAGCAGCCAGAGUGUGUGUGGAAGUUACAGCAUUACAAAGCUUCAACAUAAGAUGUCGGGGGAGAACUACAUACAAGGAUACAAAAGUAAGAAUUGUGAUGAAUGGGAACGACAAAUGAAAGAAGUUGAGAAUAGAGGUAUGAAAAAUGUAGCUUCGGAUAGUACAUGUGUCAAAGGUGCAGUUGAUGAUUCCUGCAGAAAUGCCUCUUCCUGUAAUGUAGUGGAAAAGACCGAGGAGCAAUGUGAACAAGCUAUCAAUUACUCUCAGGCUUUAGUUGAAUUCACAGCUAAUAGAAAACUUUAUCCUAUUCUUUCCGAUAGCCUUGGGAGUUCUGAUUCGGGUUCACACUUCGCACAGGAUAUACAUGCUCUGCCAGCUAUGGUAACAUUUGAUGUUGUAGAUGUUGAGAAUGAAGGUGAAUGUGACCAGCAGAGUGAAAUGGUCACGGAUGAGGAAAUUUCUGCAUCUUAUGAGACCUUUGACAGUAAUUAUAUGGAGAAAGAGCUUUAUCACCGUUGUGAUGAUGGAAUGUUUCACGUUUGUGCCCAGAAUUCCUUCCUUGGCAAUUGUUGGGGUGCUGCCAGUCUUCCACGUCACAUUAGCCUUUAUAAAUUAAGUCCGUCAUUGCCGGCUCCGUUAUCCCUUAAUAGAAGGAGCAAGUCCCUUGACACUGACAGCUUGGAACCUGGACUCAUUGAUUUAUACCUGUCAAAGGUCACUGCAGCGUCAAAGAGCACCCCACAGUCUCCUGAUGUUCCUAAGUACAAGCAGGACAGUAAAAAAGGAUCUGCUUCUCAUUGGUUUGGCAAAAUAAGUGGUCAGACAGUUUCUUUGGAAACUGGGGAGAUCACGAACAUUUCAAAUUGCUUGGAGCAGCAGCCUCUUCAAUAUAGGGAGGAGCCUUUGACUUCAGAUAAGAGAAAUACAGAUUCCAAGUCUUUCUGUCCUUUCAAUACAGAUUUGGGUGCUCAGCACGUUGGCCUGGGAGGAGAUUUGAGUUUAUACUAUAAAUCUAAUUCUGUUAAGUUGCCAGUUCAAAACUUAUCUACUUCUAAACAACAUCUGGAACCUAUAAAUACCAAUAAAAAGCUCCAUAGCCCUAGAAAGUUGGUUAGACCCACCCAUCUACCAUUGCAAAAUGACAGUUGUGGUUUGCAGUCAGGGACUGUUUCCUUUAAUUCUUCAAGGGAAAACACUAAUGGAAAACAAGCAUAUAUUUCACCUUCGUUAAAUGAAGGACAAAAGGAUGACUUUUCUAAAACUGUGUCCUCAGUUCAGUAUUCUGCUACUGACUCUGAACUUGAUGCUAAAGGAUGUAGGGACAUAGGGCUACCUCUGGCUCUAUCUCCAUUUUGCUCAAAUAAAACAGAGAGCCUGAAACACAGCAUGAAUUUCACAGGACUUUACACAACUGCCAACAAUAGUAUGUUUAAGGGAAGAAGUGACCUCGAAGUUAAACUUCCUGUUGGCUGGAACAAAAACACUACAAUGGAUGUGUAGCAUUUAACAGACUUUGGGACAGGGAACAUUCAUGAGGGACUGCAGAAUAUUUAAUUGAUUUGUUUUUAUGUUUGUAAAUUGACAAAACAUUUUUUAUAUUCACCAAAGGCUUUGAUUAUGACUUUUUUUUUAAAGUAUUAGUGUAGCACUAUUUUUAAAAUGUGAAAUGCAUGUUCUUUUUUUAAGAUAUCCAUAGAUGUGGUAAAGUGGAUUAUUAAAAUAGAAUUUCCACUACUUUGGUACAAAAUGCUGCUUUAUUACAGCCAAAGUAUGGGACUGUUGUGCUAAAAUAUACAAAUGUGACUGAGCAGUUUGGAAUUUUGUAUUGUAGUGCAAGCUUGAUUUAUUUGCACUUCCAGUAUCUGUUCUCUCAAUUAUCUGCAAGAAUUUUGUUGGGUUCUGUGCAUGGUUCUGCUAAUCCAAAAUCAACUGAACGAAAUGUAUGCUAAUUUCAUUUUUCAUAUAGACAAUCCAACAAGAUAAAAUGCGAUAGUCUGGAUUUCCUGUACUUGAUUUUAAUAUUAAGACGUUUCUGUUUAACUAUAUUUUUUCUCAAGUCAGGGCUACUUUGCUUCUCAAGACUAUUUCCUUAGAAUGAUAGAAUAUGCACACACUUCGUCUUUUGAGAUUGUGAUCAGCUGAAAUAAAUGGACCAAUCAGAAAUAAUAAAUUAGUUGAGUCAGACUAAUUUGUUACCUGACAUAGUGGAGUCACAUCUUAAUGGAUAAAUUCAGCUCUGCUAUGAAAGGGCUAUCCAGUAAUAAUUGUUGUGGGAGUACCUUAAUUGGUGUUUAUACCUAGCAAAUACUUUGGAAAGAAGUAUUGCUUAUACAUCAGGAUUUCUGUAAAGUCCUAGAUUUCAAAACUGAUUUGAAUUCCCUAAUAAUCCUUGAUGUAGUACUUAAUCAUGAUGGCCAUCAGAUCCCGGGUUUGAUUGUUUGAUCUCAACCUGCAAUGUGGCAUUUGGAAGAGAGAAGUUAAUUAUUGACAAGAGGAGCUGUUUAUGAUUAUCCAGUGAUUCAUGCUUGAGAACCCUUUUUCUUUGAAGGGUUGAGCAACUGUCCAAUACACACUAUCUCGUCUUGCUAUAAAUAUUUGCGUAGAUGAAGUAUGAAGCCGUUAAGUAUAAACAGAGGGCUAUUUAUCAGCCACUGUAGAAUCAUUUCUGUCCAUGGGGGGAAUGGAGAACAAGCCCCACUCCCACCUUAGUUUACAAUGUUUUAGUAUAAUCAAAAGAAUUAUUAAUUUAAGAUAAAUCAAUAGUAACUAGAAACACUUAAAAUAAUGAAGUAAACACUGCAAAACUAGUUGUUCGUCCACAAUGUUGAUAUCAGAUAUAACAUAGCCACAUUGCAUGUUAUCAUUUGGAUUUGGGUGAAGUGCAACAGUAAGUGAAUGUGAUCCAUGAGAAAUGCACACAAUUAUUAUUUUUUAUUUUUUCAAACUUGGGUUGUGCCUAGAGACUGAGAGAUACAACACAGUCUGUCUACUGUGAUUAAACAAUGAAACAAAACCAAAACUUUGCUUGUUAUGUUUAACAUUUGCUUGUUAAGUUUUAAUUUGUAGCAGAAGGUUGCAAUAUUAGUGCUAAGUUUGAAAUCUAAAAUGAAAUUUCAAUGUGCAUACUUCAUAAAAGUGAUAAAUUUGUACCUUUCAUCUUACUACUAUUAAAAAAGCUAGAAGGGAGAAAGGUCAGCCUCAGUUCCUGCUUAGUCUGUUACUUUGAAACUCGUGCUUCAUUCUUCUAUUUAUUUAGCUGUGGCUGCAUAUUUGAUUAGCCUCCAGAAUUGUUAUUGUCCAAGACCAUUCAUGAAAAUGCUGGUGGGUGAUUGCAUGAGGAAAUGUGGUGAUGUCUUUAACAGAGCAGGAAUUGCUGCAUUUUCUUUUGCCCCCCAUGAUUGUACUUAUUUUUGGAACACAACUAAAAUGUUGUUGUAUAAAAUGUAUUUGAUAUUGUAAUUUCCACCAUUACAGAACUAGACUCUGCCACAGCCUUCUCUACCUGAUUAUGCAAACAAAUGCUAAUAUAGAGUUUUCAAUGCAGAUAACCUCCCAUUCCAUUUGAAAUUUGAAAUAAAUGCUAUGUGAAUGUGAUAGAACUUUUCUCCUCAAACUUUUUCCAAAUAAAGUGCUACCUGAAAUACAUCAUACUUUCAUGAAUGUGAUAUGUUAUUUUGGUAUAUCAGCAGAAGUAGGAGCAAAUGAUUUAUUUCCGCAAUCCAUUAUAAUUUCCAUUUCUCUUCUACUUGAAAUCUGAAAUGGCAGCAAGUCCCAGUACAAAUAGUAAAUGAGAACGAUACAGCAUAGAAUCACACCAUUAGACCUAGUGUGCCUCUGUCAGUUCUCUGAAAUAAGUGUCUAAUUAUUUCCAAUCUUCUUGUUUGCUUUAGUCCUGCCAAUACAGAAAUUCAUAGUAUGCCAUACUGCAUUAUAAUAGUUGACUCAAUAACCCAAACAAACAUAACUGUCUUAUACAAGUAAACCAAUGCAAGUCUGUAGUUCUCUAGAUUGAUUUAUCUGUAAACUGUGUAAGAACUUGUUUUUUCUUAUUAUUCUUCCCUCUCCUGGUCCACCCCUACAGAUGUCUUUUGAUAUAUGAAUCUGCAACUUAUACUCUGUCAACUCAAAAAGAAUAAAUCAGCAGAAAUAAGAGUUUCACUAUAAUCUGUAUUUGAGUUGUUUAAGACAGAACACCUUUUUUUAAAGAGAUAGUAGGAACUGCAGAUGCUGGAGAAU
Molecule: messenger RNA, 6572 nt
Organism: Rhincodon typus (whale shark)
Lineage: Eukaryota; Metazoa; Chordata; Chondrichthyes; Orectolobiformes; Rhincodontidae
Gene: amer1
Product: APC membrane recruitment protein 1
Exons: 2
Coding region: 201-3836 (1211 amino acids)
Biological process (GO): regulation of canonical Wnt signaling pathway
Cellular component (GO): plasma membrane
Molecular function (GO): beta-catenin binding; phosphatidylinositol-4,5-bisphosphate binding
Source: RefSeq, a predicted model, not a curated record